This is a messenger RNA of Galeopterus variegatus (Sunda flying lemur), 557 nucleotides long. RefSeq names its product phosphoglucomutase 1 (gene PGM1). The record is from RefSeq and is a predicted model, not a curated record. The coding region runs from base 93 to 557 and encodes 154 amino acids. The transcript has a single exon. Gene Ontology annotation, biological process: carbohydrate metabolic process. Lineage: Eukaryota; Metazoa; Chordata; Mammalia; Dermoptera; Cynocephalidae. Gene Ontology annotation, cellular component: cytosol. Gene Ontology annotation, molecular function: phosphoglucomutase activity.
CCCGCGCCCUCACUGCAGAGCAGCUGCAGCCCCAGCCGCGGCCGCCCCUCGCUUCGCAGUGUCCGCUCCGGCCCAGGCAGCGAGUCGUCACCAUGGUGAAGAUCGUGACUGUUAAGACCCAGGCGUACCCGGACCAGAAGCCGGGCACAAGCGGACUGCGGAAGCGGGUGAAAGUGUUCCAGAGCAGCGCCAACUACGCGGAGAAUUUCAUCCAAAGUAUCAUCUCCACCGUGGAGCCGGCGCAGCGGCAGGAGGCCACCCUGGUGGUGGGCGGGGACGGCAGGGUCUACAUGAAGGACGCCAUCCAGCUCAUCGUCCGCAUCGCCGCAGCCAACGGGGUAAGGGAGCGCCCACUCCUCGGCGGCGUGCGUCCGGGGCGCGUGCGCUACGUGCGGCCCGUGUCGCCCGGCCUCGCUCAGGGUCGGGCCGCGUCCGUGCACGGCCGCUCUAGUCUCCACCCCCGCUCCUCUGCGCUCGCUCCUCCCGCUUGGAGGCCCGACGGAGGUCGCCCACACGGCGGGGGGAAGUGGCCAAGGGGUCCCAGCACUCCCGUCUGA